AUGCGUCCAACAUCAAUUAGCCUGAGACAUGUUCCAUUAAUUAAAUUUAUUGGUGAUAGAUCAGUUAAACCACAUCCAGAAUCUCAAGGUAUAAUACCAAAUGGUCAAGGUACUGUUAAGAUUUCAACAUUUGCAGCAAGUCAACCAAAACAUUCAAAACCACCUUCAAAAUCACAACAAUCUACAUCAUCAUUAAAUUCUAAACCAUUUGAUUUUGUUUCAGUUAAUGAAUUACCAAAAAGAUUCCAAAAUACUCCUUUUGAAGAAUCAGAAAUUGAAAGUAUUAAUAGUGGUGUUGGUUAUCUUUAA
Molecule: messenger RNA, 309 nt
Organism: Hansenula ciferrii
Lineage: Eukaryota; Fungi; Ascomycota; Saccharomycetes; Phaffomycetales; Wickerhamomycetaceae
Gene: KGD4
Product: alpha-ketoglutarate dehydrogenase subunit KGD4
Exons: 2
Coding region: 1-309 (102 amino acids)
Biological process (GO): 2-oxoglutarate metabolic process
Source: RefSeq, a predicted model, not a curated record